Molecule: messenger RNA, 1443 nt
Organism: Triticum turgidum subsp. durum (durum wheat)
Lineage: Eukaryota; Viridiplantae; Streptophyta; Magnoliopsida; Poales; Poaceae
Source: the annotation of a GenBank genome assembly
AUGGACUACUCUAAUGGUUCUUUCUUUCCUUCAUGGCCUGACAAUUCCGCUUCUGAGAAUUAUAGCUUUGUUGAUGGUUCAGUGGAAUCAUAUGCAGAAGAAGGAAGUAUGCCACCUGCAGGCUAUUUCAGAGCUAGAUCAAAUCAGAAUUUAACAUUUGAUGAGCAUGAACAGAACCCUGCUAUGCUUGCAAAUGGGUGCUUGCCGUACAACACCCAGACUGAUCUAUUAUCUGGUGAGAUUCUGUCAGAGGACAAACCUUCCAACAGCCUUAUGGAGCUUCCACAACUUCAGAACAAUGGCAGUCUGCAAAGUAAUUUAAUCCCAUCAGGGACUCUUCAGUGCACUUCAACACCUGGAACAUUUGACCUGCAGUUGGAUACCCCUGGCCUUCUAGAACUUCCUCAUGCCUUGUCCAGUUCAAUUGAAAGCAAUGGUAGUGAAGUUUCAGCUUUUCUUGCUGAUGUACAUGCUGUUUCUUCAGCCUCAACUCUGUGUUCGACAUUCCAAAAUGUUCCUUCCUACAUGGAACCAGUAAGCCUAGAAGCUUUCAGUUUUCAAGGGAUACAAAAUGCUGCUAUGUUCAACAAUACAAGUCAUUCAAAUGGGAACCUGUCAGUAUUUGAUGAGGCAACCAUGGCAUCACUACAUGAUAGCAAAGAAUUUCUCAGUGGUGGCAUCUCAUCUUUUGGUACGGCCGAGCAGUCUCAACUAGCUGGUAGUGGUUUGAAGGCUGAACAACAGGAACAAAAUGUGAUGUGCAAUAUUCCGCUCCCUUUCGCUUCUGGUAGUCAGAUGGCAGUGAGUGAAGCACAAGGGACACUGAUUCCUUCAAAGAUAAGCUCAACGAUCCAUAACAAUAAAAGUGAGUACCCUGUCCCUAUCAGCCAUUCUGCUGAUGCGCAGAACAAGGCAAAUUCAGCUAAUGGAAAUAGUGCCAGUGCUAAGCCACGAGCAAGGGCUCGUCGUGGACAGGCAACUGACCCUCAUAGUAUUGCUGAACGGCUUCGCAGAGAGAAGAUCUCAGAGAGGAUGAAAAAUCUCCAAGACCUUGUACCAAAUUCAAAUAAGGCAGAUAAAUCAUCAAUGCUUGAUGAAAUAAUUGAUUAUGUGAAAUUUCUUCAGCUUCAGGUGAAGGUCUUAAGCAUGAGUAGGCUAGGAGCUCCCGGGGCAGUUCUUCCCCUCCUUGCAGAAUCUCAAACUGAGGGCCAUAGCAAUUCACCUCUAUCACCUCCAACUGCUUCACAAGGGCUUCUGGACGCAGCAGGCCCAGAAGACAGCUUGGUCUUUGAGCAAGAAGUUAUAAAGCUGAUGGAAACAAGCAUCACAAAUGCAAUGCAGUACCUUCAGAACAAGGGCCUCUGCCUGAUGCCUAUCGCUCUUGCUUCAGCCAUAUCCAACCAGAAAGGCACUUCUGCAGCUGCAGUCCCUCCUGAAAGGUGA